CCCGCAGUGCAGCAGACGUCAGAAGUGUAUUGGGGUUCGCUCAGCUGAGUUGUUUGCGGUUUUGGUUCGCUCGGGAGAAAUCGAUAAAUUUGUGUAUUUCUCGUGAGAUUCACGUGAAGUGGUGAAUGACAGACAGUUUUCUGGCGUGCAACAGAAUGGAGGAACUAAACGAAAUCCUUGACACCGCGAAGGAUCAGUCCAGCCAAAAAGAACAAGAUGAGAUUUUACUCCAACCGUUUGCGUACAUUCAGCAGAUUCCGGGCAAACAGUUUCGGGCAAAGCUCGCGCUAGCCCUCAACCACUGGCUCCAGAUUCCCGACGAGAAGUUCGCGCUUAUCGGAGAGAUCGUCCAAAUGCUCCACAAUUCGAGUUUACUACUUCAUUCCGUACUUAUGCUACCGAGAUGCAAUGAAGACGCACCAGAAGAUUCAAUUUUGAGUAGCUGCUAUUGGAGCAUUGACGAUAUUGAAGACAAUUCAAUACUUCGCAGGGGCAUACCAGUCGCGCAUUCAAUUUAUGGCGUAGCGAGUACAAUAAAUGCCGCCAAUUAUGUAUUGUUUUUGGCUUUAGAAAAAGUACAAUUACUGAAUCAUCCCGAGGCUACCAAAGUCUACACUGAACAAUUAUUGGAAUUGCAUCGCGGCCAAGGCAUGGAGAUCUACUGGCGAGAUAACUUCACCUGUCCAACUGAAUCUGGCUACAAACUUAUGACGAUCCGAAAAACUGGCGGUUUGUUUAUGUUAGCCAUUCGACUUAUGCAGUUAUUUAGUAGCAAUAAGAAGGAUUUCUCCAAGUUAACGGCCAUAUUGGGAUUAUACUUCCAGAUUAGAGAUGAUUAUUGUAAUUUGAGGUCGAAGGAGUAUUCUGAAAAUAAAAGUUAUUGCGAGGAUCUCACGGAAGGGAAAUUUAGUUUUCCUAUUAUCCAUGCAUUGCAAAAUAAACAAAAUAGACAAGUACUACAUAUUCUUCGUCAAAGGACAAGAGACGUUGAAGUGAAAAAGUACUGUGUCAACCUCCUCGAAAAUCUAGGUAGCUUUAAGUAUACACGUGAUAUCCUUGAAUCACUGGAUCGUCAAGCACGCGAAGAAGUUGCUCGCCUCGGACCGAACCCAAUUAUGGAAAAACUGCUAGAUGAUUUACUCUCAUGGAAAACUGCUUGAUGAUUCGAAUCAAUUAUAAGCUGAACUGCGAGGCGAAACAGUUAAUUUUUCAAUUGAAAAGAUCUUUUAUGUCAAACAUAAAGGAGAAGUUAGCUUUUCAAGGAAAUAAUUCUCCUUUGUUACAUAAUGCUUAUUUUUAUAUACUUAAAAAGUUCGCUAUUUUCUAGGUAUAGCGUAAGGUAUUAUUGUAGGGUAAAGUGGAAAUAUAGUCAUUUCGAAAGCUAACAUUAUAAAUUUGCGCUUUUGUGAGAUUGAUGAGGGAGAAUUAAAGCAUAUAAUCUGAACUCCAGGCGUUCUGCAAUAUUUAUACAACUACUGAACCAAUGGAAAACAUGGGAAACAAUCAAAGCUUCAGAGCUAACCAAAGUUCAGGUUAAUGUGUUUUAGUUUUGCCUGAAUAAAUCAUUUGUUGUCCCCUUAAUUUAUUACUAUUAUUUAUUAGGUACUUAUUGAUUAAAACUGUAAUAACAGCCUGAAGAUACUUUCCUACUUAAUUUAUUGUUUGCAUCGCAAUACAUACAUAUGUUCCAACGGAAUAGAACAUUCGUACAAAUAUCAGCUUGUCUAAUAGCUUUAACUAGUUCAAUUGAUUGUUUGAGACAACGCAGUGAAAUAUUUUACCAUGCCCUCUUUCAUCCGUGUACCUUUCAGGCAAAAAUCUUUAUUUUAAGGUACCCAUCAAUUCCAAAUUUUUAAGAGACGAACUCAACGAUGUGUUCCACGCAUUAAUCUGUCGUAUCUCAGUAUUUUAAAUAAUGGAACCAGUCUCUACUUACAGACAAGCUUUAAUGAGUCCUAAUCGUUGAACAAUGAUCUUAUGACGGAUUUGUGUAAUUUAAAUUGUGAAUCCUAAAUACAUAUCCGCAAACUCACUACAAAUUUUUUAACUAGCUUUGGAAACUAGACAAAGUAACACAAAUCAGAUAUCUCCAUCAAAAAUCCAACGUUAUGUAAUCAUGAAACAUUCGAAAGUCAAUUUAGCUAAAGUUUGAUUGAAGUAACUCAGUAUUCUAACGAAAUAGCUGCAGAAAUAACAUUCUGGCGUUAUUUAGAAUAGCAGAAGUCAUAUGAAGCUGUAGGUUCGCGAAAUAGAAGAUUGCUUAAUAUUCUAGUAGCAAUUCGAUAAUUUUUUGUAAUGAGAUACAUACUACGGAACUAAUAAUCUAAUUAAAGCGUUUUGUAGUCAUUUUGUGAUUGACAAUAAAUGGAAAAGUUACAUAA
Hermetia illucens (black soldier fly) is the source of this 2381-nucleotide messenger RNA. RefSeq names its product geranylgeranyl pyrophosphate synthase (gene qm). The record is from RefSeq and is a predicted model, not a curated record. Lineage: Eukaryota; Metazoa; Arthropoda; Insecta; Diptera; Stratiomyidae. Gene Ontology annotation, biological process: isoprenoid biosynthetic process. The transcript is spliced from 8 exons. Bases 126 to 1160 code for a protein of 344 amino acids. Gene Ontology annotation, molecular function: prenyltransferase activity.